Choloepus didactylus (southern two-toed sloth) is the source of this 759-nucleotide messenger RNA. RefSeq names its product tachykinin precursor 4 (gene TAC4). Lineage: Eukaryota; Metazoa; Chordata; Mammalia; Pilosa; Megalonychidae. Bases 86 to 439 code for a protein of 117 amino acids. The transcript has 5 exons. The record is from RefSeq and is a predicted model, not a curated record.
AAAGAGAGGAACUAGGCCUGUUGCAGGCGGGUGUCUUCAGACUGACAGGGCCCCCAGAGGGUCCCAGGACCGAGCACCGCUCUCCAUGCUGCCCCGCCUCACCUUGCUCCUCCUGAUGGGGCUGUCUGUGUGCACUGUGGCAGGUGAUGGAGGAGAGGAGCUGGCCCUUAGCGCCGAAGCAGGGUCCUGGGUAACCGUGACCCUGGAGGAAGGCACUGCCCCCAGCAUCCAGUUCCAGCUUCAGCAGGUGAAGAGGGGCAAGGCGAGCCAGUUCUUUGGGCUGAUGGGAAAGCGGGUGGGAGGAUUGUCUCCCAUCCAGUCAGUGAGCAUAACAGGAGAUCAGAGAGGACGAAUGGACCAGGCCCUCCUGGACAGGAAAGGAGCGUCUACAGGAGAGCUCUCCCCAGACCAAGAGGAUGAGGAGCCAGGCUCAGGGUGAGCCCCAACUGCACGCUUCCAGAGGACAAAACCCUCUUCUCCUUCCCUGGACGACGUCACAAUGAGCAGCCAGCCAGGCCAAUUCCCUCUCCGUGUGUCUCCUGCUCUCAGUACUGGCGUCUCACCCCAGGCCUGCACCGACUCACUGCAUCUCCUUCCAGGAUUCUUGGUCCCAAGCAGCAGUCAUACAUCAGCAUUGUCACUUGCGAGCUGGAGUGACACUUCUUCCCUCAGCACUCCAAGCUCUCAUCUCACUGUAUCUAUAGGAGGCAUGAGUCUCACACAUUUCCUUAUCCCUUGUGCCAGCAUACACAAAAAAUA